AUGUAGUGCCAUAUCACUACCUUCCUUCCUGGUGUCGCUGAAAACAACAAAAAUUGAAGUGCAAAUGCUUGUCCAGCUCUGCCCUUUUGCAAGCUUCUCCUUUCCUAACCUAGCAUUGCUGCGUAAUUAAGAGCGAAACGACGUAAAGCACGCGCGAGAUGACUCUGUGGAAGCUUGUCCCAACAUCCCUGCUCGCAGCGCAGCUCUGCCAGCAGAAGUUUGGCUCCAGCGCCGAGCUGCUGUUGAAAGUUCCAUUCCGAAUCGGUCGCAAUGUAUCUGGGCCGGACACGCUACGCCUUCCAGCCGAACUGACGCAGUUCUCGGGCUCCCACUGCCGCAUCUUCUAUGACCCGAAUGUGGCCCGAGCAGGACGUGGCCAUCCCCAACUACCUAGACACGCCGUGGCUCCACCAGAUGGACAUGGCGUUUGAGAGCCUGGGCGGCGGCAGGUACAAGCCCAAGCCAGUGGACCGGCCCUACCUGUUCCAUUUCCACGGCUUCAGCAAGCCUGACAUGGCCUACAGCGGCGGUGUGCGCCAGGGCUUGUUGGCCAUGUUCAAAAACAUGUCGCGACCGGAUGUGCUCAUCAACAAGGGCGCCGGCCCGUCCUUCACCGCCAAGUUCGAGUUCUGUUUGGCGCCGCUGGGGUACGGCUGGGGCAUCCGCUUCACACAGGCCAUGUUCACGGGCUGUGUGCCAGUGCUGAUCCAAGACCACAUCUACACGUACUUCUGGGACGUGGUGCCGUACGAGAAGUUCUCCAUCCGCGUCAGCCGCCACAACCUGCACCGCCUGUUCGACAUCAUCGAGGCGGUCACGCCGGAGCAGCUGGCGGAGCUGCAGCAGGGCGUGGCGGACUACCACCAGCACUUCAGCUGGCACGGGCGGCACGGCGGCCUGGCCUACAACAACACCAUGACCAGCCUGCACCGCCGCCUGCUCAACAUGUGGACGGCGUUGUUCCCGGGAACCACAUGAGAUAUGACGUGAGAGAGAGAGAGAGAAGUGAAAGUGGCCUCGAGAUGACCAAGGCCGCCGAGCAGCACUGGGGCCGCCCGCUGAAUGACCCCUUAUUUUGAGCGACAGGCUAUUUCCUAUCAAGAAGGAUAGCGGGUUUGCACAUGAGCGUGGUGGGCAUGCGGGGACAUUGGAAGAGGCAUGAUACGUACUUGAGGAGUCAAGCUUGGCAGGAGGGCGGGGUGCGCGCAGGGUGCAGGGCACCAGUUCCGGGUAGCUGUGUGUGUCCGAAGGGGAUAGCCUGGGUUAGCCUUCUCGACGCGACGUUGUGCCCGCUGGCUUUCUCGGCUUCGCAUUGUUUGUCUUGAAAGCAUUCUCGAUAGCGGCUUCGCGGUGCCGUCGGAGGGCGUGAGGACGCUGGUGAGCCGCCGUGAGGGGAAGGCAGAGCGGGGAUGCGGAUAAUGCACGGUUCCGAGAGAACGGUGACGCCGCAGUAGCGCUUGACCUGGCUCUAAGGCGCUUCGAAUGAGUUUACGAGGGCGUGAGGACGCUGGUGAGCCGCGGGGUGGCAUGGGGAUCCGGAGCAGGCAUAGUGCCGACGGCACCGUGGCGCCGCAAUAGCGCUUGAUCUGGCGCUUCGAAUGAGUUUAUGGUAGAUAGGAUAGCAGCUAGACAUGGCGGCUCGGGCCGCCGCGCGUAUCGGCAUAUGCACAGCGCCGGUCUGCCUGGGUGCUUGGCAGCACUGACAGGACAACAAGUCGUGUAACACCGAUGCAUU
Messenger RNA from Chlamydomonas reinhardtii, 1735 nucleotides. RefSeq lists its product as uncharacterized. Gene Ontology annotation, molecular function: glycosyltransferase activity. The record is from RefSeq and is a predicted model, not a curated record. Lineage: Eukaryota; Viridiplantae; Chlorophyta; Chlorophyceae; Chlamydomonadales; Chlamydomonadaceae. The transcript is spliced from 9 exons. Bases 355 to 978 code for a protein of 207 amino acids.